Molecule: messenger RNA, 10585 nt
Organism: Porites lobata
Lineage: Eukaryota; Metazoa; Cnidaria; Anthozoa; Scleractinia; Poritidae
Source: the annotation of a GenBank genome assembly
CACCUCACCAGAGAAAACUCACAAAAUGCAAAGCCAGUUUAUCUAAGACGCUCUGUGGGCCUUCCGGAAGCCAUAGCGCUCCUCGUCGGUACAAUCAUCGGCUCGGGAAUCUUCGCCACACCAAAAUGGGUUUUGCUGUACGUGGGCUCUGUAGGAAUGUCUCUAGUGGUGUGGACUGUUUGUGGUUUGAUCGCUCUCUCUGGAGCUUUAUGCUACUGCGAAUUAGGAACUCUGAUUUCAAAAUCAGGUGGGGAAUACGCGUACCUGAUGGAGGCGUACGGUCCCCUCCCAGCCUUCCUUUGUUCCUAUAUAUACGUUCUUUUUGUGAAGCCUUCGGGAAUUAUGGUGCUAUUGGUGUUCGGUGCUUAUGUCAGCGCGCCGUUCUUCCCAGGUUGUGGAGACAGUGAACAUCUUGUUCCAUUGGUCAAAAUAUUAGCAGCCGCCGCAUUAGGUAAGAUGUUUUUUUCGACCAGUUUUUUUUUUUUUUUUCGAUAUUUAAAACGUUGUAAAACUCUUUAUUCAAAUGCUUUCUUUGUUUGGCUAUUUUUUUCUGUCACGCAAAUUUUACGUGGCGACAGCAGAAAAUGUCUUUACUCACGAAAUGGAUCGCGUGAUGUCUUCUCCAAUACUAAAAUCUCACGAACAGAUAGAUCAGUCUAGUUGGCCUAUAUGUGUAUAGAAAACUUUCAUAAUUUACGCAGACAGUUAUUUGAAAGCGAUUUUGUUAUUUUUCUUACUCACGCCCGUUUCAAAAGUCGUGCUCAUACUGAGCCUGAGCUUAAUUGAUACUGCAUACUGCAAGUAUUAAAUAACUGUAGAAUGAUUAAAUUCGACUGGUUUUAAUUAAAAACAUCGCCGAGCGCAAUUCAUACAUUAUAAAUACUGGGGUCUGGAAAGGGAUUCCUGAUCCCACAUCCCGAACUUCUGUCUUCGCUAUCUGAAUAUCGUGCCAAAAUUUUUGGCGAAUCCCGCUUCAAUAGUUGUGAAAUUUCGUAUCCCGUUACGUCCCGUUAAAGGCGUAUCCCGCACUUCAUUUUAGUCAAUUACAGGGCGGUGAACAUUUUUGUUGUUGUUGAAUCUACAGGUGUUAUUACUUUCGUCAACUGUGCAAGCGUGAAAUGGGCUACUCGGAUGCAGAUUGUUUUCACUGCUGCUAAAAUGAUCGCUAUCGUGAUGCUGAUAGUGACUGGAUUGGUGCGCUUAGGGCAAGGUAAAAGACCGUAAAAAGCUUCCUCUUCAUAUCUUCACUAGCCUGCUACACAACCGUUUUUAAUGUCGCCACGCAACGCAGCGACACUAAAAACGGCUGUGUAGCAGACUACAUCUUCACUAGUCUAGCCCGAGAAAACAGCCGUCAUUUCGUGACGUCACCACUGGUUUUCCCGCCAAAUGACGUAUGAGGAACGAGUGCAGAAAUUCCAUACUGAUGACGUGUCUCUACCCAGAUCUGAGUAGUGCUUCUGAUUGGUUGAAGCAAAUUCCCUUGAGGCCUGACCAAUCAGAAGCACCACCCAAAUCUGGGUAGUGGCAGGUAGUCGGUAUAGAAUUUCGGCACCAUUGCCAACAAGAGCAAAUGAUACCCUAUUUGAGCAUCGAGACCCUCACUGAGCUCCACCAUCCAACUAUCGGAUGGCACAAUAUCACCCAACAACAACGAUAACUUUAUUAAUAGCAAUGAAAUGCAUUAAACACACUACCUACAUUUAGGUAACGCUAACAGGGGCAUAGCCAGCUUUUCGACUAGUUAUAGGCCCAGCUGACUUUCGGCCUCAUAUCCUGAAAAUUGCACGCAUGACUAGUACGCACUGACCUCACCAACACUUGGAGCUUUUAAGCUUUUUACCGCCCACCCCAACAAAGCAUAAUUCAUUACAAGCGGUAGAGUGAUCAAACCAGAAAUUUGUAGGCCCAGGCCUACAGGUCUAUGGGCUGACUAUGCCCCUGGCUAUUCGAAGCAGGCAGUGUGGGUACUCUACAUACGUAAACUGAUACAUUUUAAGACAUUUUACAAGGAAAAUAAAAGAGAUUUACAACAUCAAGAAAAAAGAGGUUAAAAAGAAUAAUAAUACGAAUGAAUAAAUAUGUAAAUAAGUAAAUAAAUAUAGGUUACAAUACUGGCAUUGGAUUAAGAUCAGCAUGGGCAAAACUAUCCUAGUGGCGGAUCCAGGGGAGGGGACCGGGGGCCCAACCCCCCCCCCCCCCCAUUUUUAGACCAAAGUGAAGCCCGAAGGUCCGAAAAAAAUUUUUUCGGAGACCAGGCCCCCGCUUUUCAAAGGGUCUGGAUGACGCCCCCCACCCCCUUAUCUCAAGGUCCGGAUCCGGCAGUGUAUCCUGUCUUUGAAGACCCCUCAAAUGGGAGUAACACUCGGCGCGCAGGCAGUGAACCUGAUAUUAAAGCUCUAUACUAUCAUGAGUUAGCCAAAACUAUAACAGCAGCCCUUAAAAAAACGGAUAUUUGUUUGUCCAGACUAAUCGUACUAUGGUCUUUCUAAAGGAUAUACAUCGUCAUUGGCAAAUGGAUUCGAGGGGACAAGCUGGAAUAUUGGAAAACUCUCCUUCGCAUUUUACAACGGCUUAUUUCCCUACGAUGGAUGGUGAGUAAUACGAAAGUCUCCUUCCUUUUUAGUUAAUUUUUAACAUUUUGACAUGAUAGUGUGCUAUGAAAAAUUGUGAAAAUAGUUUUAAUGAAAAGGACGUUUUAGUUGUAAUCGUUUUAUGGUGAACUGGCCUUAAUACAGUUUCACGCUCUGUGUGAGUUCUUCGAAGUGCUUUAGUAGUCCUCUGAUAAUCUAUGUGAAAACGGAUCUCUUAACCCUUUAAAAGUGAAGGAUAAGGCAGGUGAAUCACUCAACCUUCUAACAGAACUUUUUUCCUUUGUCAGGAAUCAACUGAACUUUUUCACCGAGGAGAUAAAGAAUCCCAACCGGUUAGUAAAACAACUGUAACACACGACUGAGAACUAAGAAAGGCUGGGUUACAAUCAACAUGCAACUCGCAAGUUUUAAUUCAUUUUAUAUUCUUAAUUGGUUACAUCACGAACUCACUAUUGGCCAUCCCCUCCAACUGGCUUGACUCACUCAACUAGAUUGAACAUUACGUCCGUUCAUCGCAAAGGGAAUGGUUCGAUUCUCGGUCAUGCCUGAAUUUUUUCAGGUUUUUUUUUCAACGGCUUAGGUCGAUGAUUAACUGGUACGACGAUCACGUGUACUUACCAGGGGCGGAUCCAGGAUUUUUUUUAUAGUGGGGUGCACUCGUCUCUUGCUCUACUUCAACACCCGCAGGUCAUCUCAGGGGGGGUUGCGCACCCCCUGCACCCUCCCCCUAGAUCCGCCCCUGCUUACAUGCAGUCAACGCAAGAUUUGUUUCGGUAAUUUACUUCUAAGCAAUAAUGUUGUGAAAUGUUUGUAACAAUGUAUAAAAUAAAGUAUAGGCCCUCCGAAUGUUGACUGUGAUAUUGGUGAAAGUUUUUGAAGAACCACUGAGAAAGUCGAUUCAAGAAGAAACCACAAGUCAAAGUAGAGAACUCGCCACAAGCGCAUGGAGAUCCCUCUACGGUUAUCCAAGUUUAUAGGAAUAUGGGGAAGAAGAAACUUUUUCCGUGUUAAAGAUUGUUUUACCAUGUAUUUUUUUUUUUUGCAAGAAACCAACUAGGCCUGAUACUGCGUCGGGCUGAUUGCUCUCCCCUCUUCGCUGAAAAGGGUCAUUUUGCAGUUAUUUUGAAAGUUUAUUUGCUUCAUUUCUUUCUAGAAACAUUCCGCUUUCCAUCUGGAUGGGAAUUCCACUGAUCACAAUAUGUUACUUGUUGGUAAAUAUUGGAUAUAUCACAGUUUUGACUCCCCAAGAAAUUGUGAAUACGGACGCCGUUGCUGUGGUAAGCUAAUAGUCUUGUGCUUUUCUUAAAACAACAAAUUACACGAUAUUACGAUUCAGAACAGAAGGAGCAUAUCCCAAAUGUUUACUAAUUAAAAAUUAAAAAUCUCUUAGCUUUUAUUAUUAGUAAUCUUGAAUUUAAGCGCGAAACUUGACGCAAGACGGGUGAAAAAUCGGGGGCGUUCCCCGCCCGAGCAAAGGUAGGACAAAUUGAUCAUUACGUGAAAACUAUCCAUGCGCGGUUUCCAGUUUCCGCUGUUCGUAGUUUCGGCCUUUGACCGAAGACGUGUCGGCCUGCGGCCGAUCCUGAAACAACCCGCUUCGAGUGAGAAUAAACCUCCCGUAUCCAGGGUACGUGAAAAUACGCAACUGAAGCAGAAAGAUUGCACCUGACGAAAACGUAACGAAGAAGGUAGAGAUGCUGUGGCGCCGAGGUCUUCAAACCCCAACAAUCUUUAAGACAAAAAUUGCUUAUUUCGCUACCCUGUUAAAGACCGGAGACAACGCUUUCUGUCCUAGAUUGUUUUGCUUUCCACUGAUACAGAAUUAACCAAUGCUUCACACUAAAAUCAUGGGAAUAGAUAUUUAGGGAAAAAAUUAUUGAGAUUGCAACUGUAGACCGCUCAUCGCAAGUCCUCACACUCUUUGAAAAGCUUCCAGUCCAAGGCUUCCACUUGCCGUUUUGUUAUCUCAACAGAUUUUGGCUAAUCGUUUAUACGGAGUUAUGGCUUGGAUCAUUCCAGUUCUUGUUGCUUGUUCAACUUUUGGUACUGCCAAUGCAAAUGUUUUCGCAGGCGGAAGGUAAUAGUUUAUAAUGAUGAUGAUGAUGAGUACAACGACGAUAAUAAUUCUUCGUUUUCACUGUCACGCAAUAAACACGGCACAAAAAAAUACAUCUGAAACCGUCCAGUGGAAGAAGCCAAGAAAAUGAAAUGUUAUAAAAGACUAAUAUAUAAACAAUUUGUCCAAAUCUCAGGUCUUUGUGGCCCACAGUUUCUGAGUUAGUUACCGAAAUAUUUCACGCACCUUUGUAGAGCUUUGUAUGGAGACGCCAUACUGGUGGACAGAAACUGUCCACCAAUAUGGCCGCCGGAAAUCAACAAAAACAUCUGGAGUUCACUUUUUCUAUAAAAGCUCUUCCUUUUCACUCGAGAACUAGCAUACUUGCGCAUAAACAUAUCUUCUAAUACUUGAAAUGGUUAAACUGCCGAAAAUCAAGCGGAGAGACUUUUUUUCAAGGAGAUAGCAUUCCUCUUUUGGUGUCACGCACUGUGAAAACUCGGAACUUCAAACUGCUGUAUUUUCGAAAUGAAACAUGCUUCGGGGCUGGAAACUUGUACAAAGAUGUAUUUCCUACUAAUCUUCAACCUAGUGUAAAUAAGAAUUCGUAAAACCUCGCUUUUUUGACUUUGCAAUCUGAUGACGUCACCGUGAAAACCAUCAAUAAUAAUAAUAAUAAUAAUAAAAACAAUAACAGUAGUAAUAAUAAUGACUGUACGACCUUCCAAAAUAAGGGUGAUUAUAAAUAAACAAUGCCUUUUCAACAAGAUAAUCAGUGCAAAGCCUAUUGCGCACUUUAAAAAAAAACAGCAUAUCUUUGUGUGUUAACUAUACCAAGUUUCUUCAAGUCUUUCCGUAGGGGUUUGACGAAGCUUGGUAAUAGAAUUAACCAUCUUCUCUCCUGUGUCAUAAGUUAUGUAAUUCAGUCUGACGAUGACGGAUGUACCGUCGAAACAUGUUUGUUAAUAUUAAAAAAAGUCGCACUAUUUUUAAAAAUUUAUGUAACUCCCGUUUUUCAGACUGGUGUUUUCUGCCGCGAGGGAGGGACAUCUUCCUAAGUUUCUCUCCAUGAUUCACACCAAGAGACGGACACCACUUCCUGCCGUGGUAUUUUCGGUAGGUUCCCGUUCUUACACCGCAUGAAGGAUACGUUCCGAGGGAAUCAGUAGAAACCAUUAGAUUCUAAGCCGAGUACGACUACGACUACGAGAUUUUCUUAGUACUAAGUAGUGCGCGCGCGUGAACCAACGUCAUUUUGGCGGGAAAAAGUGGUAUCCGUCGUCAUUCUGCUACGGUCUUCUGCUACGAGUUUUAGCGCGAAUGUCGUGGUGGCAAAAACAAAUAUCAAAUGUUAGAAGUUUUAUCAUUUUGCGAUCCGAAGAGCUCGUAAUCUCCUUCACUAAAGAUGACAGAUCAGAGAAACAGUGUUAACUUUUCUAGUGAAAAUGAUAAAAUGAAGCUUUCCGGGAAGUCUUUAUUUUGAGACUACGCGAAAAAACUUCAAGUCUAAUCUCGUAUUUGUAGUGGUCCUCGUCCUCGAAUCUAAAGGUGAUGUGUAUACACGAGAGGAUUCGCAAGGGCGAUUUUUAGCGCAACACAGCGUUGCAACAUUGUUGCGACAUUGUUCAGAAUGGUUACAACAUUGUUCCAACAUUGCAGCGUUGUGUUGUGCUAAAAAUCGUCGUUGCGAAUCGUCCCGUGUAACAUUAUCUUUAAGGUCUCUAGUAUCAGCCACCCUUAAAAUUGCCAUUUUUCCAUUUUUGAGGUUUCAACGUUUUCAAAUAGAUAUGCUUGAGAACCUUCUUUAAAAAAAAAAUCAGAAGAAAAUAUUAUUUCUGUCGAAAGAUAUCGGGGGUAAAAGAUUUUUUCUCGUUAAUUAUCUUAAUUGAUCGUUGACAAGAUCUGUCAUACCCGUGUCAUAUAUCAAUUAACUUGUCUGUGAACUAGUAGCGUGAUACCGAGUGCGUGCUUCGACACAACACGUGCGAAUUGUCUUCGCAAUGUUUAUAGCCUUUAGUAUGCUCCGUGGAUAUUUAGCGUUUGCUGUGAAAAAAGAGAAGGUCGUGUCCGUUUUCGUCAUCGAACCGAGAGCGAAAAAGAAAUCGAAGAGCGAGUUUGCCAAAGAAUGGGCCGCAAACUUGGCAGAGAGCGACAAAGGCUCAUUUUAUCAGCAAGAGAAGUGGCUCGAGGAGUUGGAUAUUCAGAAAAGCGAAAACGCCGCAGUUGCUGAGAGUGCAAGCCGCUCCAAAAUCCAGCUUGAAGAGCCAGAUGAAGAAAGCCAAUUAAGCUCAUCGACCCCGUCUGCUGAUGGAACGUGGAAAACAAUAAGCGGUCGAGCUAUCGUAUCGAGCGAAAAGCUGCUUGAGAAACUGGACGAAUCUGUAUCUUGUCUAUUUUGCCAGGGAAGAGUCCAAGUCAUGGAAAAUGUAGCAUGGACUUGGUUCUACCUGGAGAAUCCAGUGCGAGAAUGAAAGCUGUCCGUCGCACAAGACAAAUUCUGUUUUUAAUUCUUCCGAGAAGAGCAGAGCGUUUGAAAUAAACCGGGCCUCAGUUCUUGGCCUUCGAGCAAUCGGUGGUGGACAUUCGGCGGCUUCAGAGCUUUUUAGUUUGCUUGGCCUGGCGCCGAUCAACAAAAACGCCUGGGCGGAUCAUACAAAAAGGAUCGAAGGAGAGGCAAAACUUUUGCUCAAGAAACAAUUAAACAGUGCUUCUCGUGGUGUAAAAGGGGAAGUUUUCCAACGGAGAAUUAAACUGUUGUUGAAGAUGUUGAUAGCAAUAAAAAAGUUUGUUCCUGUUACAUGUUACCUGUCAAAGUCCUAUUGUUAGAGAAAAUUGAUCCCUCUCUGAUAUCAAUCAGAAUAAACAUUUAGGUGUUAUAAUCUCAUUCCAGGUAGGAUGCCGCCAAAAUGUAUUAUCUAUUUUAUCUCCGAACGCAAAUUUUGCCGAUCGACUCGUACGUUUUGAACUCCAAGUCGGCAGCCUUUCAAUCAAUUUGGCUAAAAUUUGGCCGGAGUGAUGCCAUAUAUCUCUUCUACAAAACCGUGUCUGCGAAUUUUAAUACUCCUUUUCGUUUUAAAGCUAGAGCUUUUUUUCCACAGGGAGUGUUGACUAAUUGCUUUCCCCAACUUCAUUUGCAAAUAAAAGAAAAACAAACGCACUUGUCAAAAAUCUGAGACACGGUUUUUUAGUGGAACGUGUUGAGAAGCGAAUGCGGUGUUAAUUGUUUUCUUCCGUUUAUUUCCGGCGGGAGUGGAACAUGAUUUAUAGAGACGUGUACUUUUACACAAAGCGUUCCAAUUUCGAAACACAUUUAAGGAAAUCGUUUUUGUUAGUUCAAAUCCAUAAUCUGGAAUUAUUAAACUUUUAAAAAAUAUAUGGUUUAUAGGGGUUUUUAUAAAAACAACUAACGCUACAUCGAUCUGCGCGCGGACGGUCCUGAAGGGUGGCUGAUACCUUGAGCCCCCUACCGGGAAAACGGACGCAACAUCGUUGGCCAACUACUCCUAACAUUGUUGGAUGUUGCAUGUUGCAUCCGUUCGCACACCCUGUUGCAAGUUGUUGCGCGUUGCAUUGGCAGUUUUGCGCAAAGUUUGACACCGGUCAAACCUUUGGGUCAACAAAUCCCAACAUUUCUUUUGUUCCGUGUUGGCUGAGGCCAUGUUAAUAAUCUAUUCUCUCUUGCCGAACCUUAGUGCAACAAUGUUGCAUCUGUUUGCACAGCUCUUCCUACAAUGUUGGUGCCACGCAUGUGCGCAUUACAAAUGCUCUCUUAAGUCUUCUGGGUUGUACCCUUCCCACGAUACACUGCAGGUACUGGCAUUGUUAGGAGCUGUUGUAUCAGUUAGCACACCACUGCCAACAAGGACGCAACAACUCCCAACAUUGUUGGUCCAACACUGAUGUUGGGAGUUGUUGCGUUCGUUUGCACGAAGCUUUACCAGUUCUACAGGAUCACGCAAACUUUUUUCCUCAUUGUUUGUCCUUUUGUUUGUUUUACUAGAGCAUUAUUUCAUUGCUGAUGUUAAUACCUAACUCUACGUCCUUCGAAUCACUGUUGAACUACUUUAGUUUCUUUGGUUGGCUGUCUUAUGGACUCACCAUCUCUAGUGUGAUCUGGUUUAGGUACAAAAGACCUAAUGACAGGAGGCCCUACAAGGUACGCACUCCCCCCUAAAGUAAAACCUACAACGGUAGUGAGAGUUUAAAAUGACGGUCGAAGGUAUGCCGGCUACUUUUUCCCUAUAAUAAAACUCGAGCUUGACAAAAUUGGUUACUUGAAAAAAGUAAGUGCUACAAAGGAACUAAGAGGUAACACUCAGUAGGAUUUAUGGGUUAUUUGGUUCACAGUGUUAUACGGGACAACAUCAUUUUUCCCAUCAUUUUUCUUCCUUAAAGAAAUAAGUAUUGCCAAAACUGUCAUUAAGCUACGUGGAUUCUUUUACAAUCUGAACCUCCCAAGUGCGUCGAAAGCAUUCUCGUCCCCAGGGCUCUCUCGCCCCUCCCAUUUUCUCAUGGAAAGUCUUGGGGACAAUGUUGAUAAACCAUUCAAAUUUCCCGCCUUUUUCUAUGCAUAAUUGGCCAUUUCCGAAUUCCAAACACUCUCACUUUCAAAACGAGGCUAAGUGCAAAACUUUUCAUAUGAAAAUGAGUUUUAUUUGCAUGAAAAUACAGUGGCGGAUUCAGACCUUCAGAUAAGGGGGGGAGCGGUCAUCCAGACCCUGAGAUAUGGGGGGGGGGGGCGGUCUCAAAAAAAAAUUCGCCCCCCCCCAAAAAAAAAAUUUCGGCCGUCCGGCCCUCCGUUUGGUCUAAAAAUAAGGGGGGGGGGGUUGGGCCCCCCGGACCCCUCCCCUGGAUCCGCCACUGGAAUAAAAGAUCAUUUUCAGAUCAAUGACCUCCCAUCUCGCCUUGCUUUGGAACAGAGGCCUGGAGCGAUUCGGAAAUGGCCUAUUAAUUGAUCCAUUUUCUUCUUCCGUAGGUAUGGAUAGGAAUUCCUAUUUUCAUGGUGCUGAUUUCUGCGUACUUGGUCAUUGCACCGAUUUAUGAGGCGCCACUGGAAUCUCUUUUCUGUGUAUUGUUCCUGUUAUCUGGUAUACCACUGUACUUAAUAUUUGUACGCUAUGAGAAAGUUCCAGUGAAUUUUCUUCGCUUUGUAGGUGAGUUUGUUUUACGUCUCUCAUUAUUCUCAAUUCUCAGUGACCACUGAGGGGGAAAAACGAGCGACCUGGUAAAAAAAAUUAUUAUUCCUGGGAACCUGGUUUUGCAUGGGUGGGCACACAUAAGCUGUCUUGUGUUGUGGGACUGCCCCGAGAAAAGGCAGCUUUAGCAACGACCACGGCGACGGCAACGACAACGGAAAAAAAAGAAACAGGCUUGAUUAGCAAACCAACAACUUUUCACGUGCUUCCGCACUUUUUUAUACAUUUCUUUGCCGUCCUGACUGGACGACUACGAGGUGAAAAUGCCUAAUUUCACGUUUUAUGGAGAACGUAAACAAGGAACGACGAACUUUUUCUUUCUCUUCCUGAACUUGAGUGCAGUUCCCAAGAAAUCAACUCCAGGGAAACUCGCCCAUAUUUCACAUUUUCAAUGAAUUGGAAUAAACGCGACAAAGUUUGAAAAAACGCGAGUCAUUUUAAAAGUGGCGUUUUCGCAGCCGUCGCCAUCGUCGAUCCCUUAUUGUGGCGGAAGGUUCAUUUCGUGUGUUUUGGUUGUUUUAUUCGACUGUUUUUCAGGUCUUCCAGCCAGGUCAUGGCGAUUUGAGAUUGUGUAGUUCUAGCUGUUAAGUGUAAACGCCGCUUUUGUCACUGUUCACAGUCCAUUUGCGGAUCUCACAAAGCUUUAAUUUUUUCUUUUCUUAGAUCGCGUUACUUUCAAGUUGCAGAAGAUCUGCGAUGUAGUAUUUCCAGAGAAUGAAGAUGACUUUGUUUCCCUUUAA